This is a messenger RNA of Patella vulgata (common limpet), 5972 nucleotides long. RefSeq lists its product as uncharacterized. The transcript has 29 exons. Bases 428 to 4324 code for a protein of 1298 amino acids. Gene Ontology annotation, biological process: cell surface receptor signaling pathway; adenylate cyclase-activating G protein-coupled receptor signaling pathway. Lineage: Eukaryota; Metazoa; Mollusca; Gastropoda; Patellidae. Gene Ontology annotation, molecular function: protein binding; G protein-coupled receptor activity. Gene Ontology annotation, cellular component: membrane. The record is from RefSeq and is a predicted model, not a curated record.
UCUUAUACAGGUGUGUAGAUAUAUACAUAUACUAUAAAGAAGAAAAUAUAUCUCUCGUCUUUAUAAUUCAAGGUAUAUAUAUUACUAUAUAGUAUGUGAUUUACAAGGACUAUAUCCGUUCACUAUGCUACUAUAACUGACCCAUACAGAACUCUCAAGUAGAUGUGAUUGGAGCACUUCAUAUCAACAUUGUAAAGAAAUACUCGAUAAUCUAGUGCACUCAGAUACAAACAACACUCACUGACAACAACUGCAAAACAAUCUGCGAGGAGAACCAUGUGACCGGGAUAUAGAAAAGAAGCAACUAUUGAGAAAAAGUACCUAAGAUUUUAUCUGGGCGUGGCUAUUAGAUAUGAGUACAGUAGAUAUUAGCUGCAACAGCUCCAUUGUGUGAUUUAGCGCCCUUGGUAUCUCAUUCUGGAUACAAAUGUUUGCAGCCAAAAUGGAUGUGUGGAUUAGUGAAUUGUUGAUGGUUUUGUGUGUUUUGUGUUUAACCGAUGUUAACGGUGCAAGAUUAGCAUGUUAUUCUAGUCUAACUUUAGGCAAACCAUGUGAUUGUAAUCUAGAAUCUACCAGACCAACUGUAACGUGUCGUUCUAAAGGACUCACUGAAGUCGUUGUUGGUAUACCAUCCAACAUUGUAGUCUUAGAUCUCAGUUCUAAUGCAAUUACAGAAAUAAGAGAAGAUGCAUUUUUGAAUUUAGAAAAAUUACAGACAUUAUUUUUAAUGAAUAACAAUAUUGAGAGUAUACACCCGAAAGCCUUUAGAAAUAUGUUUAAUUUAAAAUUAAUAGUUUUAAACAAAAAUAAACUGACUUCAAUACCAGCUGAUAUGUUCCAGCAUCUUCCAAACCUAAAUAAUAUAAAUUUACGGAGAAAUCGUAUUACAAGUAUUUCCCGCCAUGCUUUUAUAACUCUGCCGUUAAACACUGAAGGGCCUGUUACAGUAGAAUUAAAUGAAAAUCAAAUUCAUUGUGAUUGUGAUACAAAAGCUUUAAAGACAUGGAUGAUAACAAAUCCUGGUAAACUUUAUUUGAACGGGGCUAUUUGUAAUAAUACUAGAGAUGGUUUACAAAUUGUAAACACACCGAAUAAUCAAUUCCCUCCAUGCAAUUCACAAGAAGCCGUUAUACCUGAUAAUGCGUCGUGUUAUACCUGUAAUGAUGCUGUCAACCACCAACAGUGUAGAUUAACGGGACAAAUUAAAACUUGUCGGGGCAACGAGAUGGUUUGCAGUAGUCGAAUAACAAGUACUGAUGGCAAAUUUGCUAUUAAUAAAGGUUGUAUGUGGUAUCAGAGCUGUUUAAAUCAAGAAAGGGCAAAUGUCAGAGGUUGUGGUCUAUAUAAUAAGCCAGAUAGAUUAUGUAAUUUUUGUUGUAUAGGCGAAGAGUGUAAUGCUGGCGAUAUGGGAGGUCGAACGAAAGAAUUAAAAUUUUCUCUGAAAUUAUCGUUAGAUCGUUCUUAUAACCAGGACCUUGACACUGUUUAUUCGGAAGCGUAUCUAAAUGAACAAAGAAGUCUUACCACUGGAUUAACAGGUGCAUUAAAUGAAAUAGCUGGAGGCUAUACUGUAGAUAUUCAACGAUUCAGCCAACCAAUGAUAACAGUAUGGGCGACUAUUUAUUCCACAAACCUGAACACACGCACCGAAGACAGCGUGUUGGCACAGAUAAACGAAACUUUACGCAGGAAUUCGUUAGAAGGUGCAUUAUCAGAGAUGGGAGUCGUACCUUCAACUAUUCUACUUAAUUAUUAUAAAAUAGCGGCAUGUUUUGAAGAGAUUAUAAAGACAUCAGUAGGUAUAUUUACCUGGCCACAGACAGAUGUAGGUUAUACUACAUAUAUCAACUGUCCUAAUAACCAGCUUAUUUCAGUUUCACGACAAUGUCACCUAAAUGCUUCUGGUAAACCAAUAUGGAUGGAGCCCUUGAUUACAGACUGUCUUAUUAAUUCUACAGUCAACAAUAAAUUAAAUAAUUUGUUAAAGAUUAAUAUUAACGCAGGCAAUGUUCGACAGGCGUUAGAUAAUCUGAAGACUCUGACUAAGGAUACCCGGAAUUUUAAUAAAAAGCAGCUAUCUCUGGCGGUUGGUGUACUGACUAACAUAUUAAAGGAGGAGUCGUCAUAUUCUAAUCGUGGCAUUAUGAAUGAUACGGUGGCCGUGGUUAGCCAACUCCUCUUUAUACCCAGUGCAGUGCUACUGGAGGCACAAGACGAAUUUGAUACUUCAACAAGGAUUCUAGAUUCUGUGGAGAAAAUUAGUAACAAAAUCUCAUUAUCAAAUGGUAAUAUUACUAUAAUAGAACCUAAUCUUGUGCUGGCUGCUGUGCCCGUUGCUGAGGGUUAUUUUAAUGGUCUCUCUUUGUCAACUAGAUCACAGGCGAAGGGUCAAAGGUUGUCUGUUUUUACGCUUAACGAUGGAGAUGAUGAAAGUUCAUUCGAGGAAAAUGACGACACAGACAACACACAAGAGAUGAAUGAUGAUCCAAGAAAUACUAAAGAAAUGGAGGAUGAUUCACUUAAUACAAAAGAAGAUUUGGAUGAAGAUCCAAUGACCACUAAGGAAUUAUCUGAUGAUUCACCCAGCACUAAAGAAAUAUCUAAUGAUACAUUAGAUACUAUGGAAAUGUCCGAUGAUCCACGAUAUACCAAGGAAAUGGCUGAUGAUCCGCUAAAUACACGGGAAGUAACUGACAACCCAUUUAAUACUAGUGAAAUAGAUGAUGACAAAACCGAAGAGGAGGUUGAUGAUGAUUCUCGACAUACCAGAGAUAGUCCCGAUGUAAUCGACGACGAUGAUGAUGGGAAUGCACAUGUUAAUAAAUUUGUACUACCCAAGACAUUGUUUACUAGAUUAACAACAGCCGAAAAAACAUCAUUAGAAAGAAUUACGUUUAACGUAUUUCCUACUGGCAAACUCUUUUCGAGUAUGAAAAACGAUAAGAAUGCAGGAAAUCCAACGAGUUUAGCAACCGGUGAUAAGACGAAUUUAUUUGUUACACAAGUAAACAGUGGAGUUAUAGCAGCUAGUAUACCUCAUAUUACAAUCACCAAUUUAACAGAUCCAGUUAGAAUGACGUUCUCUCACUCCUCGCCGAAUUCCUCAGGACCACAAUGUGUAUUUUGGUAUGAUGGUCGAAAUGGGGGACCAGAACGAUGGUCAUCAGAAGGGUGUUCUGUAUUAAACAAUGUCCAGGGUUCUUAUACUACAUGUGUUUGUAACCAUCUCACAAACUUUGCUUUAUUGAUGGAUGUUUACCAAGAUGGACACGCAAUUAGCAAGACAGAUCAAAGAAUACUAUCUAUUAUAUCAUAUAUUGGAUGUUCUUUAUCAUUUAUAUGCUUAAUUUUAACACUACUUACUUAUCUAUUAUUCAAUGGACCAGCACCUUCCACUGAUUCGACACAAUUUCAAAAAAGUGAUAGUUUCGGUCAAUCAUUUAGAAAAUUAAGGAAAGACAACCCAUCUAAAAUCUUGGUAAAUUUGUGUUUGGCGCUGGCAAUUGCUGAUUUGGUAUUUAUAGUUGGUAUGCAUAGCUAUGCCAUGGAUAAUUCUGUUGGUUGUAAGACUGUUGCUGUACUUUUACAUUAUUUUCUGCUAGCAGCUUUAACUUGGAUGGCUGUAGAAGCGUUUUAUAUGUACCUAGCACUAGUUUUAGUCUUUAAGACAUAUUAUUCUAAUUUUAUGUUAAAAUGCUGUAUAGUUGGCUGGGGAAUACCGCUAGUUAUAGUAGCUAUAACACUGGGCAUUAAUAAUACUGAUAAUUACAACAAGCUAGAUAGUGGGGUAUGUUGGCUAACGCCGUAUGCUUUUUAUGGCGCGUUUGCUGGUCCAGUUCUUUUUGUUUUGUUGAUUAACUUUAUAGCGUUUGCUUUGGUGUUGAGGCAACUUUGUGGUCUUCAAGCCAAGAAAUUAACCAAGUCGGACCGGUCUGACAAGUUAUCAAAACUUCGUGGAGCAGUCGGUGUAGUCAUAUUGCUAGGACUUACGUGGAUAUUUGCCAUAUUUGCCAUAGGACCAUUGCGGACUGUGUUCAGCUAUCUGUUUGCUAUCUUCAACGCCCUCCAGGGUCUCUUUAUUUUUGUAUUUUAUUGUGUAUUUAAACGAGAUGCAUUGAAUUCAUGGAGAAGAUUAUUACCAUGUUGUGAAGUUAUCGAUGAAAAAUCCAGUAGUCGAGGGUUAUGCAACAUACAACAGUAUGGAAACGGCACAGACCAGACUUCUAGAACUAAUGCCCGUACUCCUUCAUCACAAAAUCAAAAUCAUGAACCACAGGUUACUCAGCAACUGCUCCAGCCACAAUCAAUAACAACCAGACUUUAAGUACACUCAGAAGUAUUACAGAAGGCAAGAAACGAGAUAGUAGUGAUAAAUACCAGGUGAAGAGAGAGAACGACGUGUAUAAUAGACGGUACAGUGACACUACGUCUAGUUCCUAUAUAUAAAGGAAAGCUGGCUACGGGUUUCUGCAGGGUAAAAGAAGACUGCUGCUGAUAAGAAGAGUCUGUGAAGUAGCACAUCACUGGACAGUGGGGUAAUUUCCAACAAAGAUCGACGUGCUCUGGCUGACCCUUUUUAGUUAUGCUGUACUGGAUUCCCCCAACAAUAAUAUUCAUGUAUUCUGUAAGGGCUAAAUCUGCCUAUUGCGGGUCUCAAUUUUGGCUACAAAUCAUAUAUGAACUAUUAUUUAAAGAUGCAUUAUGGGAGAUUCGAUAACGAGUUGGCAAUUCUCACUAUAAUAGUUAAAAACUAGAUAAUAUAAUGGCAAUUUGCUAAAAAUUUCAUUCAAAUUGAUCCACUAUGAACCGAGCACUAAGCGGUUGAAAUGUCCGCCUAGCCUCGAUCAUCAUUACUAAAUUCAGUACGAUAAACAGCAUAGUCUCAAUUAUCCAUUUAAUCGUUAAAUCGUGAAGGAAAGUUAUGCAGUAAAUCGGCUCAUAAUCCACUAAAGAUCGCAGGCUAGCGAUGCCAUCUAGAGUUAAUUAUGGUCUGGAUAGGUUAAUUAAUGUCUAAAUAAUAAUUUAGAUAACAUUUCAGGCCUAAAGAAAGACCUGCAAUAGACAGAUUUAGCUCUUGCAUAAUGUAUCUUUAAUCAUCCCUCCAGGUCAUCAGAUGGUUCCGACUUUAAGUGGAUUAGAAAGCUUCGACAAAUUUAAUGAUUUAGUUUAAAAAUGGACAAGCUAGGAAAAGUCUCGAAUAACAAGUAUCGUUGUUACGAUAAUAGACAAUAAAUGCCACAUAUUGUCAAAACUCCGAACAGUGAUAGCUUUGCUCAGAACAAAGUAAUCUGAAUUAAAUUUUCAAUAUAUUCAUGCUGCACUACUAUUUGUUAACUAUUAUAACAAGACUAACACUUAUCUAAAUCUUACACAAUGAAUCUUUAAUGACUAAAACUUACCCCCACCCCACCCCUAGCCACUACUAGAUACUUCUUCACUUCUAUUAUAUGAAACCUAAUUUUCAUUGUCCCUUUUCUUCAGUAUUUAUAAUACGACACAUACCACGUGAUAUAGGAUUGACGCGGUUCUAUUCAAUCUAAAAUAUAUAUAUUUAAAAGUUGAUUUUAGCUUUUUUGUGAAUUUACAUAAAACUGUGGAACCCAAAAUAAAGUUUAUGUUGCUUUAUUAAAAUAAUUGCUCAUUAAAUAUUUUAUUGCUUUGUGGCACAUAACUUUCAUUUAUUGCUCAAUAUGUGUAAAUAUAUUACUUGUAUGUAUUAAUUUUAGAUAUUUAGUCUCAGGUACGAAAAAAACCCAACCAUUUUAAAUCGUAUUUUAAGGCGAUUAUAGUUCGUCAUCGGAUUGAUAAUGUAUGGCUGCAUAUGUGUACAUGGAUGUGUGUUAUAUGAAUUCCAUUUUAGUUUUUCAUCUGUUCAUUUUCUUUUUUAAAAAUGUAAUCCUUUAACAUUCCAACUGACUUCAUUUUCUGUAUUAUUAUUGUAUAUGUGUGUUGAAUAAAAUGUUUAUGUUCCA